Molecule: messenger RNA, 529 nt
Organism: Pararge aegeria (speckled wood butterfly)
Lineage: Eukaryota; Metazoa; Arthropoda; Insecta; Lepidoptera; Nymphalidae
Exons: 2
Coding region: 259-522 (87 amino acids)
Source: RefSeq, a predicted model, not a curated record
CUGCCACAGUUUGGGGUCAACGCGUUACGGUGCUUUUGUUUGCCUUUUGUUUGUAUGUGUCUCUAUAAAAGCAUCGUUUUGGCAACAUUUCGUGCAGACAUUAUUUUUUUAUGGCACAGCUAUUACGAGUAAAGUUAUCAUACUUAUUGUUUGUUAAGUAAUAUGAUAUUCAGCUCAAGUUAAGUUUAGUCAGUUCUACUGCAAAAGUCGUAUAGGUUUUAUUAUCUUCGUAAAUAUUUAGUGUUUUACUUUUACAAGAUGAUAUUUGUGUACAUAUCCCUAAUCUUCCUGUCCAGCCUCCACCUGAUAGCCGCGUAUCCGAAAGGGAAGAUCCACCUCGCACUGGAGCAGGCAAUGCUAAAGAAGCUCCACAAACCCUGGCACACAAUCGACAAAGCCCCCGAACACCCCAGAAAAGGGGAAUUCGCCUGCAAAGGGGGAGUAUGCAAGACUAAAACCCCCUGCAAGGACUGCCAGGGACCAGUACCUUUGGACGUAAAUUGGGAUUACAUUAAACAUUGAAGAUUUA